This is a messenger RNA of Gaeumannomyces tritici R3-111a-1, 1155 nucleotides long. RefSeq lists its product as hypothetical. Lineage: Eukaryota; Fungi; Ascomycota; Sordariomycetes; Magnaporthales; Magnaporthaceae. Bases 162 to 1049 code for a protein of 295 amino acids. The record is from RefSeq and is a predicted model, not a curated record. The transcript has a single exon.
GCUGAGCAAGCCCGAGGGGAUGUUUUACGCAAUAACUAGGACAGCUCGCCCUGCUCCGUUCGCGUUAUCAUGCGAGCGAAGAUGCUUACUGCAAAUAUCUCAGUACCCGCAGAUAUCUCGCCAAGAAUAGCCUUGUCACCGAACAGAACGUCAUCCCACACAUGACUGACGCCAGCGGUCCGCAAAGAGUUAUCUUUGAAGGCCUGGAGGUGGUCAUCCCCGGCUUGGAAUGGGUGGCAUCACCCGAGGGUCCUGAAAAAGGGCCGUGGUCAGCGACAACAGCAGUUGACGUGGAUGGCUGUAUCGGACAACCUCGCGGCAAUGCCUCCAGCAAGCGCAUACAGCUGGGACCUUGGGCGAUCCUCGCGGCCGCCUUUUUCCUCGGCGCCCUCAUAGGCAGCGCCAUCGUGGGGGGUACGCUGGGCUCCGUCCUGUCCACCCGACCUCCGGCUUCGCCGUCCGUACCCGGCGGCCAAACAUUGUCCACUUCUCUAGCCUCGGAAACUAGGACGGAAAGCACCACCACCACAGCCACCAACACCUCUCCCGCGGCCUCGUCAACGCGCACCUCGGCCACAGCCUCACCGACGACGAGUGGCGCGGCCCCUACCCUACUGGCGAACUUCGAAGUCGUGCCGCCGGGCAACAUCAGCACGCUGGCCUUUGGCUGUCCGGCGCAGGGCGGGGACAAGGCAGCGACGGUGCAUGGGGUGAUAUUCCGUAUCGAGUGCUACAAGGACUACCUCAGCUUGUACGACGGGAAGGAGGCGCCGGGGAAGAUACACGACAUCGCGGCCAUCCUGGCCUACACUUUCGAAAGCUGCGUGGCGGCGUGCGUUAGCUACAACGUCCUUUCGGCGCGGCUUGAGCCCCCCAGGCCGUCCUCGCUCGUUUGCCGCGCCGCCGUCUUCCGCCGGAGGCUGGCGGGCGAUGGACCAUUUGCUGACACAGGCGGCAACUGCUUCCUGAAGAACGCAACUGUGGUGAACGAGGGCGGUGGGUGGGUCAACACGGACGUUGUGACGGGGGUCCUGAUCCCGGGGACCUGACGCCUUGCCGAAUGCAGGUUCAAGGCAUACGAGAAAUGAGGGGGCAAAACAUUAUGAUUAUUACUCCCAGGUCGAAGUAAAUUACAGCGAGGCAGCCUGGAGAGAG